AUGGCGCACGAAGCCGGGAGGAGCUCUCGUCUCGGGGGUCCCUGCGGGGAGCCGGCGGAGCUUGGAGGUGAUGCUAGCGAGGAGGAUCACCCCCAAGUCUGUGCCAAGUGCUGCGCUCAAUUCACUGACCCAACUGAAUUCCUCGCCCACCAGAAUGCAUGUUCUACUGACGCCCCUGUAAUGGUAAUAAUUGGGGGCCAGGAGAACCCCAACAACUCUUCGACCUCUUCUGAACCCCGGCCUGAGGGCCACAAUAGUCCCCAGGUCAUGGAGGCAGAGCACAGCAACCCCCCGGAUUCUGGGUCCUCCGUGCCCACUGAUCCCACCUGGGGCCCAGAGCGGAGAGGAGAGGAGUCUGCGGGGCACUUCCUGGUCGCUGCCACAGGUACAGCAGCUGGGGGAGGCGGGGGCCUGAUCUUGGCCAGUCCCAAGCUGGGAGCAACCCCAUUACCUCCAGAAUCCACCCCUGCACCCCCUCCUCCUCCACCUCCUCCUCCACCCCCAGGUGUAGGCAGCGGCCACUUGAACAUCCCUCUGAUCUUGGAAGAGCUCCGGGUGCUGCAACAGAGGCAGAUCCAUCAGAUGCAGAUGACUGAGCAGAUCUGCCGGCAGGUGCUGCUGCUUGGCUCCUUAGGCCAGACUGUGGGCACCCCUGCCAGUCCCUCAGAGUUGCCUGGGACAGGGACUGCCUCCUCCACCAAGCCCCUGCUUCCCCUCUUCAGCCCCAUCAAGCCUGUGCAAACUGGCAAGACACUGGCACCUUCCUCCUCCUCUUCCUCCUCCUCCUCCUCAGGGGCAGAAACGCCCAAGCAGGCUUUCUUCCACCUUUACCAUCCACUGGGGUCACAGCACCCUUUCUCUGCUGGAGGAGUUGGGCGAAGCCACAAACCCACCCCUGCCCCCUCCCCAGCCCUGCCAGGCAGCACAGAUCAGCUGAUUGCCUCGCCUCAUCUGGCAUUCCCAGGCACCACAGGACUACUGGCAGCACAGUGUCUUGGGGCGGCCCGAGGCCUUGAGGCUGCUGCCUCCCCAGGGCUCCUGAAGCCAAAGAACGGAAGUGGUGAGCUGGGCUAUGGGGAAGUGAUGGGUCCCUUGGAGAAGCCCGGUGGACGGCAUAAAUGCCGCUUCUGUGCCAAAGUAUUUGGCAGUGACAGUGCCCUGCAGAUCCACCUGCGUUCCCAUACAGGGGAGAGGCCCUAUAAGUGUAACGUCUGUGGUAACCGCUUUACCACCCGCGGCAACCUCAAAGUGCAUUUCCACCGUCAUCGUGAGAAGUACCCGCAUGUACAGAUGAACCCUCACCCAGUGCCAGAGCACCUAGACUAUGUCAUCACCAGCAGCGGCCUGCCGUAUGGUAUGUCUGUGCCGCCAGAGAAGGCCGAGGAGGAGGCGGCCAUGCCAGGAGGAGGUGUGGAACGCAAGCCUCUGGUGGCCUCCAGCACAGCACUCAGUGCCACAGAGAGCCUGACGCUGCUCUCCACCAGUGCGGGCACAGCCGCCGCUCCUGCGCUCCCUGCUUUCAAUAAGUUUGUGCUAAUGAAAGCAGUAGAGCCAAAGAGUAAAGCAGAUGAAAAUACCCCUCCAGGGAGUGAGGGCUCGGCCAUCACCGGGGUGGCAGAAAGUGGCACAGCAACCCGCAUGCAGCUAAGUAAGCUGGUGACUUCACUACCCAGCUGGGCACUGCUUACCAACCACUUUAAGUCCACCGGUAGCUUCCCCUUCCCCUAUGUACUAGAGCCCUUAGGGGCCUCCCCCUCAGAGACCUCAAAACUGCAGCAACUCGUAGAAAAGAUUGACCGACAAGGAGCCGUGGCAGUGGCCUCUACUGCCUCAGGAGCCCCGACCACCUCUGCCCCUGCAGCUUCAUCCUCAGCCUCAUCUGGACCUAAUCAGUGUGUCAUCUGCCUCCGGGUGCUGAGCUGUCCUCGAGCACUACGCCUGCAUUAUGGCCAACAUGGAGGUGAGCGGCCCUUCAAAUGCAAAGUGUGUGGCAGAGCUUUCUCCACCCGAGGCAAUCUGCGUGCACAUUUUGUUGGCCACAAGGCCAGUCCAGCUGCCCGGGCCCAGAACUCCUGCCCCAUCUGCCAGAAGAAGUUCACCAAUGCCGUUACUCUGCAGCAGCAUGUUCGCAUGCAUCUCGGGGGCCAGAUCCCUAACGGUGGUACCACGCUCCCUGAAAGCGGGGGAGCUGCCCAGAAUGGCUCUGAGCAAUCUACAGUCUCUGGGGCAGGGAGCUUCCCCCAGCAGUCGUCCCAGCAGCCGUCUCCAGAAGAGGAGUUGUCUGAAGAGGAGGAAGAGGAUGAGGAAGAAGAAGAUGUGACUGAUGAAGAUUCCCUGGCAGGGAGAGGCUCAGAGAGUGGAGGUGAGAAGGCAAUAUCAGUGCGAGGUGAUUCGGAAGAGGCAUCGGGGGCAGAGGAGGAGGUGGGGACAGUGGUGGCAGCAGCCACAGCUGGGAAGGAGAUGGACAGUAAUGAGAAAGCAAUUCAACAGCCUUCUCUGCCACCACCACCACCACCACCACCUGACAGCCUGGAUCAAACACAGCCAAUGGAGCAGGGAGGCGGUGAUGUUGCAGGAGGCACGGAAGAGGGGGGCAAACCGGAGAGGAGCUCAAGUCCGCCAUCAGCACUCACCCUAGAAGGGGAAGGCAGCAGCAUCCCCGUAGUGGAGGAGCUGAGCAUGCAGGAAGCCAUGAGAAAGGAGCCAGGAGAGAGCAGUAGCAGAAAGGCCUGUGAGGUGUGUGGCCAGACAUUUCCCACUCAGGCAGUUCUGGAGGAGCAUCAAAAGACCCACCCCAAGGAGGGGCCGCUCUUCACGUGUGUUUUCUGCAGGCAGGGCUUUCUCGAGCGGGCUACCCUCAAGAAGCAUAUGCUGCUGGCUCACCACCAGGUACAGCCCUUUGCCCCCCAUGGCCCUCAGAAUAUUGCUGCUCUUUCCUUGGUCCCAGGCUGUUCACCCUCCAUCACGUCCCCAGGGCUCUCCUCCUUUCCCCGAAAAGAUGACCCCACCAUACCAUGAGCCUGUUUUUCUUAACUGCUCCCCCUUGACCCAGGGAGCAGAAACAGAGCUCUGUAGAAGGACCUCCAAGGUUUAUGAACCCUAUUUGUCUUUUUCUCUGAGUUCCUACAUGAUAUGUCCCUAGUGACUUUUCUCUAGUCCCUGAUCUUGGAAAUCGUGCUCACGGGGGGAUGACCCCCUGAGAAAUUUUUCUUCCCUCCUCAUUCAUUGUACCUGAGGAAAUUAGAUUCUCUACAGCUUUCACAUUCCCAAGGGAAACCCUCUCCAGAUUCCCUGGCGUGACCCUUCUCCCCUCUCCUCUCCCUUUCCCUUUGGCAGGUGCACCUGAGCACCCACAUUUGAAACUGCAGCCCAGCCCAAAGGGACCAGCAGCUGUCCCUGGAGGGCCCAGUGCCACUCCUCUCUGGUGACCAGGUCUACCUGCAGGACUUGUUGUCCCAGGACAUUCCCACCCAGCUGGUGAGGGUGGGUCCCCUGUUUUUCUGGAACCAGUACAUGGCUUUCCUGUCACGUGACCUGCCCACCAAGCCCCAGAGUUCUA
Equus quagga is the source of this 3559-nucleotide messenger RNA. It is a transcript of the gene SALL2, whose product is annotated as spalt like transcription factor 2. The record is from RefSeq and is a predicted model, not a curated record. Gene Ontology annotation, cellular component: nucleus. The coding region runs from base 1 to 3018 and encodes 1005 amino acids. Gene Ontology annotation, biological process: regulation of transcription by RNA polymerase II. The transcript has 2 exons. Gene Ontology annotation, molecular function: RNA polymerase II cis-regulatory region sequence-specific DNA binding; DNA-binding transcription factor activity, RNA polymerase II-specific. Lineage: Eukaryota; Metazoa; Chordata; Mammalia; Perissodactyla; Equidae.